UGUCUUCCGGGUUGAAUAUUUGUGUUUCUGCAGCAACAAUGUCUUCAUCUACGUCUUUAAGAGAGCUUAUCAGGGAGCGACUGACCGCAGCAGCUGAAGAAAUAUUCACAGAGUUUGAUAAAACCAUCGUCCAGUACGAGGAAGAGCUGGAUCGUCAGCGGAGACUGCUGGAAAUCUGCUGGAAACCCAGAAUAGAGCUGCAGAGAAUAGACAUUUCACAUCUGUUCAAUGAGCAGGAGAGUCAUUCUAAUUUGGACCAAAAGGAAACAAAACCUCUAGGACAGAACCAGGAAGAUCCAGGACUUGAGCAGAUGCAUCAGAACCCCUGUGAUCUGGACCCACUCUUUGUAAAAAAGGAACAAGAUGAACCAGAACUUCCACAGAUACAGAUUGAACCGUUUGAAAUGAAUCAAGAGACUGAUACCUUCAUAGAAAAUCCUGACUAUGACGAGAGAAACCUCAGACAAACUGUACCAAACUUCGACCAGCUCGUCGUCCAGUUCUCUUCUGACAAUGUGAACCAAAACCAGGGAAGAAGCGACAAUGAAGACUCCGGAUCAAGUACAGAUGCUAAACUGAGACAAAUUAAAGGGCGUCAGAAAAUCAGAGACAUUGUAGACAAGCCAAAAGUAGAGAAACAGAAGAAAAGGCAGAUGAAGGAGAAUUUGUGGGAUGGUGAAGUUUCUCACAAGACAACUCACACCGGUGAGAGGCCUUUCUUGUGCGUGACGUGUGGAAAAGGCUUUAGACAUGCUGCAAAUUUAUCUCAGCACAAAAAAAUUCACUCAGGGGACAAACCUCAUUUAUGUGUAACAUGUGGAAAACGGUUUAUUCAAAAAAAUCAGUUAUUGUGUCACAUGCAAACACACACAGAUCAGAGACCGUUUUCAUGUAAGAUCUGUGGAAAACGGUUUAAAAGUGGCACAAAUUUAUCUCGGCACGAAAAAAUUCACUCAGGCCACAGGCCUCAUUUGUGUGUGGUGUGUGGAAAAGCAUUUAUUCAAAAAUCUCAAUUGACCAGUCACAUUCAAACUCACACAGGUGAGAAGGCUUUGUCAUGUAAGAUCUGUGGAAGACGCUUCAACAAUAGUGGAAAUUUAUCUCGGCACAAUAAAAUUCACUCGGGCCACAAGCCUCACUUGUGUACGACAUGUGGAAAAAGGUUCAUUCAAAAAACUCAGUUAACUAGUCACAUAAAAAGACACAAAUGAGAGGUCGUUCUCAUCAAGAACUGUGGAAAAACUUUCCCUGGGAUGAAGUAAUUUUCAGUGUUAAGACAUAAGUCUGUAAGGCAGCUAAGAUGGAAGAGUGUUGCGAUCAGAAAUCAGACAGAAUCCAGAAAUGGUAGAGCUCUGAAUUUUUUCUUUAUGCGAAAAAAAUCCGAAAACUCCCCUCCCUCUCAAACAAUGGAUUUUCCCAGUGAGGCUUAUUGAAAACACCAGGUCCUUGUCAGCACUGGUCAUGGGCGCGCUUCCAUGGCAACACGUAACCAGAUGACCUCAAAGAGGAGAGAGAAUGAUUAAAACAAAAUAUUAAAUAAAGCAAGUUACUUCCUCCAAACAAAAAAUACAUUUACCAGAUAAAUUAGAAUACAGACGUACAAAAACAACACCUGUUAGGAAGGGGGUAAAUCCCUCACAGAGUAUCUCAAGCAUUACAUUUUUGUUCGACAACAUACUUCCAUGCCUCGGAUUUGUCUCCGUUUAAGGGUGGAUAUUGUGACAUCUAACAUUUGCAUAUUUUACAUUGUACUUAUUGUAACAGUACAAUAAGUAUUACAAUUAUAAUACAUGGAACAAUCCACUGCUUCUGCCUUUAUGGUUACAGUUUCUGAAGAGGGCAGUGAUCUGCUUGACAGUAAUAAAUCUGAUGAUGAUGAUUGUAGACCUUUGAUGGACCUUGAGACCAGCUGUGAGAAACUUGAAAUUGUAUCCAAGUUAUUGCUAAUAAAAGUGGUUUGAAGUCA
Molecule: messenger RNA, 1966 nt
Organism: Poecilia latipinna (sailfin molly)
Lineage: Eukaryota; Metazoa; Chordata; Actinopteri; Cyprinodontiformes; Poeciliidae
Product: zinc finger protein 543-like
Exons: 2
Coding region: 39-1211 (390 amino acids)
Biological process (GO): regulation of DNA-templated transcription
Molecular function (GO): DNA-binding transcription factor activity, RNA polymerase II-specific; RNA polymerase II cis-regulatory region sequence-specific DNA binding
Source: RefSeq, a predicted model, not a curated record